AUGAGUUUUGUUCCGAGUGACCGGGUCGUCGAGACGAUUCCCAUGUCGAGAAGGGGGCAACCCAAGGACAGAAAGCCUGUCCAAGAUGGUCGACAAAACCCCGCUGUAGGAGCCAUUCCGCCUUUCUCGAUUUAUGAACCUUCCUCAGAACCACGAUCGGCUCGAAGGCGCCGGUCUUAUGAGAGGCUGCGUCCAGAAGUCAGGGUGUCCUCACAUACAGAAUCAGAUUCUGAUCUCCCAUAUCGUCAUCAACGGCCCCGAGCAACAGGCAUCUAUCACAACCCAUCGUUACCUCGUCGACGUCCAAAAGUUACCUUGGUCGAUCUGCACUCGUCUGACACGAAGCAGGACCGUGAAAUCCGCAGACAGCAAAAUGAGAUAGACCGGCUGGAGGAAGACUUGCGUCUUCAUAAACUCAAAAUGGACAUAGAGAGUGAUCGAGAGUUCGAAAACAAGAUUUCGGAGCGAUUAAAGAGACUGGAUGAGAUGGAAAGAGAAGAGGAGCGAACAAACCUGAAGAGAGCCGAAAGACGAGCCGAGGAGCAAUCCAAGAGGAAAGAAGAAAUUAAAGCUGCGUUACGCGAAAAGGAAUGGAAAGAGAUGAAGAAGAAGAAAGAAGAGGAGGGACUGCGGGCCCGGAUUAGGAAAGAGCUGCACGACGAAGAGAUUCAACGGAAAUUCGAAGAACGCGAACGUUUCAUUCACGAGAACAAGAUUCGGCGCGCUGCUAUUGAAGACUAUAAGUUGGCGGAAGAGCAGCGCCUUCUUGAGGAGGAGAGGCAGAAGAGGCAGCUGAAAAAGGAGUAUAGAGCAGCCAUUGAAGCGGAGCUCGGGUAUUCCCUCGAGCAGGUGAAAGAUAUUCUCACCAAGGCGACAGGCAAGAAAGCCCAGAGACAGAGUCGGGGGCGUAGCCAAGCAUUUUCUGCAACUGUUCAUGAUGUCUCUAGUGGCGACGAGGCAGAUGUGGAAGCACCUUGA
Aspergillus tubingensis is the source of this 978-nucleotide messenger RNA. Its product is annotated as acyl-coenzyme A:6-aminopenicillanic acid acyl-transferase family protein. The record is from RefSeq and is a predicted model, not a curated record. Lineage: Eukaryota; Fungi; Ascomycota; Eurotiomycetes; Eurotiales; Aspergillaceae. The transcript has a single exon. The coding region runs from base 1 to 978 and encodes 325 amino acids.